Messenger RNA from Ixodes scapularis (black-legged tick), 1444 nucleotides. RefSeq names its product ribonuclease P protein subunit p40. Gene Ontology annotation, cellular component: multimeric ribonuclease P complex; ribonuclease MRP complex. The transcript has 7 exons. Lineage: Eukaryota; Metazoa; Arthropoda; Arachnida; Ixodida; Ixodidae. Gene Ontology annotation, biological process: tRNA 3'-end processing; endonucleolytic cleavage in ITS1 to separate SSU-rRNA from 5.8S rRNA and LSU-rRNA from tricistronic rRNA transcript (SSU-rRNA, 5.8S rRNA, LSU-rRNA); tRNA 5'-leader removal. The record is from RefSeq and is a predicted model, not a curated record. Bases 283 to 1413 code for a protein of 376 amino acids. Gene Ontology annotation, molecular function: ribonuclease MRP activity; ribonuclease P activity.
GCCACCCAGUUCAAUAGUGCCUCGUUUGUUGUACUUAUUGAUCUAUUAAUAAUGUACACCACGGUCGUCCACGUGCAGUGCCGCGUGUUUGUUGCUGUUUGCCGCAGAUAUUUAAAUCAUCGUCAAAAUAUCGAGUCGCCUAAACAUAAAUAAAUUAACAUGUUACUGUCGGUGGGCAGGUGAUACAGACCAAGUGCGCCGGGACAUUACUGCCGUGGCGGCUUGCAGAUGAUAGACUCCAGCCAGCGAAGUUCUGUCGGCUGUUGACAUUUCGGCGUAAAUAUGUGGCCCGAUUUUCCGAGCCUGUACUGGGACGUUGACGUGUGUGUCUCGCACUCUCCAAGCACCACGUGGGACAGCGAAAAGUCACUCGGGAGCCUCAACUUCGCCCAUGCUUUGCAGGUGUGCAUUCCGAAUGCAUACAGACUGCCAGACUAUGUGAGGAACCUGUUCUUGGCACAGCAGUACCAGGUUGUGCGGAGCCUGAGCUUGAAGGAGCUCGUUGCCUGGGAUUUUCUGGUGGCCUUUGUCAAGCGAGGAAGCUUGUUUGGACUCUCCGUGAACACGGACUUGUCGACUGGCCAGUGCGUUGCCGUUACGCCCGAUGGAAAGCUCCACCUGACAUCCCAAGAGGACGUCUUCCACUCAACGGGCCUUGAAGGCUCGGUACGCGCCAAGAGCUCAAAGAGCCACAAAGUUUACGAGUCUACCAUCGACCUCGUCAGGGACUGUUUCUACCCCGGAAAAAAGAAUUAUGAAAGGGUGGUGCAGGCACUGACAAGAGGGGAAGCGGACUUAGUCUGUGACGUCGCUUUCGUCUGGCAGCCGCCCUCGGAGUCUGGGAGCGUCUCGCCGCUCUCGGUGGGAGAGUACUUCCGAAAGAGGGGCUACUCCGUCGACCGCUGCGAGCCCGCUUACGCCUUCGCUCAGCAGUUCUCGCUCCCUGUACCCAAGAUGGCUGCCAUUUUGUCGGAUGACGCGGUUGCUGACGGCAAGACAACAGACAAGUUAGCAGACGACGAAACACUGCUUCGAGUCCAAGAGUGGCUGGGAGCUGUCGUCUGCGGCGUAGAUUGCAGGCCAUCCAGCGAGGAUGCUGAGGAGUUUGUCAGCUCCUACAGUUGCCCGGAACCCAGCGAGGAGAUGGGACAGCUGUACGUCGGACAGUGGUCGGGCUUCUUCUCGCGCACAUGCGUUCAGCAACUUCUUGAUGUGCUUCGGCAAAACCUGCCGAAGGAGGGGUUUCCGUUCUGCGGCGUCGUCGUGCACGGCUUCGACGACGACCCCACGCGAACGCUGACGGAGAAGCACAGCCAGCUGCUGGCUCGAGCCCCAGAAACAAGCAUAGUGCUGCUUCCCGACGGGCGGUACUGCUCCUUCCGUUCGCCAAAAGACGCGGUUCGGCGGUCCUGACGACAUAAAGACAACACUUCCUAUGUAACAA